GCAAACGUUCAUCCGAAUAAGCUUAAUUUAAAAGCAAACGCGAAAUCGAUAAGACACGUUUCAGGAGAAGGACUCUGUCUCCGUGUAAGCAAUGCUAAGGGAAAGAGUAAACCCUUCGUAGCGCGAUAGAAGCGUUACCAAAUGUUAAGGACAGAAUUAAAUGUAAACUGUCAGAGGGAAGACGCCUUCGCAUGAUUUUACUAAACGUCCAAGACGAAGAAAUAACAGAAGUCAUAUUCGAACAGAAUACAAGCAUGUGAGAUGAUUACGAUAUCGAGCGUUUUCGAAUAUUCUUUUUAAUAUGGCAAGAGGAGAGUCAACAGAAGUGAUUAAAAGAGAAAAUUGGCAAGAAUAUCAAUCAUCAGUUCAAUCUACUUUCUUGUAUUUAUAUCAUAGUAAAGUGCUUAGUGAUGUUGUUUUUCUUAUUGAAGACGAAGAUAAAACACAGAAGAAAUUUUUUUCGCACAAAUUUUUCUUAUCAGCCAGAAGUGCCAUUUUUGAGUCAUUAUUUUCCUUCAACACAGAUGCAGAAAUUCAUAUUUCCGAUAUCUCAUCACAAGGAUUUGAGACAAUGCUGAGAUUUUUAUACACGGAUGGCAUUAAUUUGACAAGUGUUCAGCAAGCUAUAGAUGCUUUUCGUGCAGCUAAAAAAUAUGGAUUACCAUUUAUGGAGAAACAAUGUCAAGAUUAUGUUAGCAGCAGGAUAACUACCGAAUCUGUCUGUCAAAUUUACGAAUUAAUUUGCAAAACAGAAAUGUCAAAAGCUUUAUAUGAAUGCCUAGUUAUAAUCAGUGAGAAUCCUACAAAAGUAUUUAAAUCAGCUGGCUUUAUACAUUGCCAGUUAUCAACAAUACUUAUGAUCACGAAAAGAUCUAAUAUGGCUUUAACUUCAGAAUAUAAUCUAUUUACUGCCAUUGUCAACUGGAGUAGAGAAGAAUGCAUAAGACAAAACUUGGAUAUAGAAAGCAAUCUUCGGAAUAUAAUUAAACCUUUACUCCCUCAUAUUCGAUUUUUAACCAUGUAUCCAUUUGAAUAUGCAAAAAUAAUAGAUGAUACUAAUCUAUUUGGCAUAAGUGAAGCUUAUGCCAUACUUUUGAAACUUCUUAUACCUAAAGCAACAAUCAGUUUACCAAAAUAUUUAAACUGCAAACUGACUUCUAGAAACUUUUUACAAUAUUUUACUUGUCGACCUUACUUAUCUAGGAACCAAGAACCAUCAGAAACACUCAAAGAAAAUGAUGUUUUCAGUAUAACAUUUCAAAUAUUAAAAUCUGACAUUUUUAUAUUGGGAAUAACAUUAUCUGUACUUCAACAAAAUCAGUAUAUUCAGAAAUCAGAAUUAAGAACAAUUAUUCAAAUUAAGCUUUCAAGUGCAAAGAAAUCUGAACAAUAUUUGGCAGAAAUGAAGUUGAAUAAAUAUAGAGAACCUUUUCUGGCUUUUCCUUAUCCUGUAUUAAUAAAAGAAGGGGAAAUUGUGAACAUUAAAGCUCAAAUACAAAAUGUUGAUAAACUUGCACCCAUGUUACUUUAUCGAUAUCAAGAACUAGUUUGUAAAUUUCAACAGAAUGAUGCCGAAUUUAUAUUUGAUUAUGAUAAUAUACUAGAAACUAGAGAAACUCAUCAGAUCAGUUCUCUGCAUUAUUAUAUUUAAAUAGACAAUUAAAUGCUAAAUCAAUAAUCAGAAACAAAUAAAUAAUUCUUAUAAACAAAUAUUUUUAU
Centruroides sculpturatus (bark scorpion) is the source of this 1719-nucleotide messenger RNA. Its product is annotated as BTB/POZ domain-containing protein 2-like. Bases 302 to 1651 code for a protein of 449 amino acids. The transcript has 4 exons. Gene Ontology annotation, cellular component: P-body; cytosol. The record is from RefSeq and is a predicted model, not a curated record. NCBI's taxonomy places the organism in Eukaryota, Metazoa, Arthropoda, Arachnida, Scorpiones, Buthidae. Gene Ontology annotation, molecular function: protein binding. Gene Ontology annotation, biological process: neurogenesis.